Messenger RNA from Nannospalax galili (Upper Galilee mountains blind mole rat), 507 nucleotides. Its product is annotated as keratin-associated protein 14-like. The transcript has a single exon. The record is from RefSeq and is a predicted model, not a curated record. The coding region runs from base 1 to 507 and encodes 168 amino acids. Lineage: Eukaryota; Metazoa; Chordata; Mammalia; Rodentia; Spalacidae.
AUGUCCUGCAACAGCUCCUCUAGAAACUUCUCCUCCCGCUCCUUUGGGGGUUACCUGCAAUACCCUGUCUCCUCCUAUGGUUCCUCUUUUCCCGGCAGUGUCUUCUACAGCCCUGUUCUCCAAACUCCCAUCACCUACCAGCUGAGCGCCCCUCUCCAAAGUGGCUGUCAGGAGACCUUCUGUGAGCCCAGCAGCUGCCAGACAUCCUAUGCAGUUUCCCCUCGCUGCCACAGGCCCUGCCACCGUCCCAGCUUCUCUGUGUCCUGCACUCCCUGCCAGGCAAUUUUCUCGGGAUCUCUGGGCUUUGGGUCCGCGGGCUUCCAAUCUUGUGGCUGGGGCUGGCCAUCCGUGGACUUUGGAUCCCAUGGAUUCCACUCAGUGGGAUGCGGUCCUCAGGCUUUCUCAUCUCUGAAUCGUGGAUCCAACUUCUACCGCCCCACCUACUUUUCUUCUAAAAGCUGUCAGUCUGUUUCUUACAGGCCAGCCUGUGGGUCUGGCUUCCUCUGA